AUAUUUUCAAGCGUAAAUGCUCGAUAUCACUGAUAGCAAAGUUAUCGAGAACUAUCGUGAAUUUGCCAUUCGUAUUUCUGCUAGCUACACAAGUUCAGACAUGGCUGGCUUAUUUGACUCUGCACAUACCGAAGGCCCCGGUUUUGUAGGCAUACGUUUCUGUCAGGAAUGCAACAACAUGUUGUAUCCUAAGGAAGACAAGGAUAACAAAACAUUAAUGUACGCGUGCCGUAAUUGCGAUUAUAAACAGGAAGCCGACUCCAAUUGUAUAUAUGUGAACAAGAUUAUGCACGAAAUCGACGAACUGACGCACAUAGUCCCCGAUGUGAUAUCGGAUCCGACGCUGCCGCGUACUGAAGACCACGCAUGCCCCAAGUGCUCGCAUCGCGAAGCUGUUUUCUUCCAGGCGCAAACCCGCCGUGCCGAAGAGGAGAUGCGGCUGUACUAUGUGUGCACUAAUCAGAAUUGUACACAUCGCUGGACGGAAUAACAACGGAAACGGAAGUGUCAACUCUGUCUACGACUGCCGACACUGGCUAUAUUCACACGCAUAGUUCUAAGUACAUAAUAAAGUCUGUCAUUU
Molecule: messenger RNA, 583 nt
Organism: Drosophila hydei
Lineage: Eukaryota; Metazoa; Arthropoda; Insecta; Diptera; Drosophilidae
Gene: RpII15
Product: DNA-directed RNA polymerase II subunit RPB9
Exons: 2
Coding region: 17-490 (157 amino acids)
Biological process (GO): transcription-coupled nucleotide-excision repair; DNA-templated transcription; maintenance of transcriptional fidelity during transcription elongation by RNA polymerase II
Cellular component (GO): RNA polymerase II, core complex
Molecular function (GO): nucleic acid binding; zinc ion binding; DNA-directed RNA polymerase activity
Source: RefSeq, a predicted model, not a curated record